AUGCCCACAACACAAUAUUUACCUGAAGCAUGGGAACCAGACUCCUCUAUGCAACAAUAUACCUUGUUUUCUAUGAUGCAGGCAACCUUACCUUGUAUUUCUGAUGAAAUCACAUCCCUUUGUUUCCCUGAUGCAGCAAGUUAUGUUAGUCUUCCAAUUAUUGAUCUUGGUUUAUACUUGAAAGAUAAGAAUUCUGAAUUGGCAAUUGAAGAAUGUCAUAAAACAGCAAAAGCAUUAAAAGAUUAUGGUGCCUUAUUGAUUAAAGAUCCUCGUGUGACGGAAGAUGAUAAUUCCAGGUUUUUGGAUUUACUUGAAGAUUAUUUUGAUCAGCCUUUUGAAACAAAACUUAAAGAUGCGCGCCCAGAAGUUGGAUACCAAGUUGGUGUAACACCUGAAUUGAUAGAAGAACCAAAAUGUCAUCGUGAUAUUAAUUGUCAAAAGAUAAUUGAACAAAUGCCAAAAGAAAGUCGACCUUUGAUUUCAGAAGGACCUGAUCCAAAAUGGAGAUUUUUUUGGAGAAUUGGUGAGCUUCCUGAACAAACAAAGUUUCCACGACUUAAUUCUGAUCCUGUUGUACCUGAAGCUUUCAAGGAUAUGUGGUCAACGAUCAUGAAUCAAUGGGGCAAACAAUUACACCAAACUGUUGUAGAUGUGGUGGAAAUGACAUCUGUUGGAUUUGGAAUGGCUGCAAGUUAUUUACCAGAUCUUACAAAAAAAGGACCACAUCUUUUAGCACCUACUGGAAGUGAUUUAAACAAAUAUGGAAAACUUGGAACCAUAUUAGCUGGAUUUCAUUAUGAUUUAAAUUUUGUAACUAUUCAUGGUAAAUCACGAUUUCCUGGACUGAAUAUAUGGCCACGCAAUGGAUCAGAAAAAAUAAAUGUUCGUGUUCCAGAUGGGCAUCUUUUAGUUCAGGCUGGCAAACAGCUUGAAUGGUUGACUGGUGGUGAGGUCAAGGCUGGUUAUCAUGAGGUUAUUGUAACAGAGGCCACAAUCAAGGCUAUUGAAGAUGCAAAGAAAAUUAGACCAAAUAGACCACUAUGGAGAAUUUCUUCAACUUUUUUUUUACACAUUGCCAGUGACAAUCUUUUAAAGCCUAUUGAACCUUUUUUCAAACCAAAUCCUUCUCUCUAUCCACCAAUAGCAACAGGUGAUCAA
Molecule: messenger RNA, 1158 nt
Organism: Entrophospora candida
Lineage: Eukaryota; Fungi; Glomeromycota; Glomeromycetes; Entrophosporales; Entrophosporaceae
Source: the annotation of a GenBank genome assembly